Messenger RNA from Mastomys coucha (southern multimammate mouse), 2299 nucleotides. RefSeq names its product NADH:ubiquinone oxidoreductase core subunit S1 (gene Ndufs1). Gene Ontology annotation, cellular component: membrane. Gene Ontology annotation, molecular function: NADH dehydrogenase (ubiquinone) activity; iron-sulfur cluster binding. Gene Ontology annotation, biological process: ATP synthesis coupled electron transport. The record is from RefSeq and is a predicted model, not a curated record. Bases 147 to 2063 code for a protein of 638 amino acids. The transcript is spliced from 19 exons. Lineage: Eukaryota; Metazoa; Chordata; Mammalia; Rodentia; Muridae.
UAGUCCCUCCUGGCUUUCCGUCCGCCAGGUCGGACUGACGGAGUUAGCCGUGGCCGCCAUAUUGACUUAGCGGCCGGGUUUUGAGGGGUCAGAGAGACCCGGACCAGUCCGCGGAACAGCUCGGUGAGCCCCAGAGGAAAGCCAUCAUGUUAAGGAUACCUAUAAAAAGGGCCUUGAUAGGCCUUUCUAAGUCUCCUAAAGGAUAUGUUCGAACAACUGGCACAGCAGCAAGUAACUUGAUUGAAGUGUUUGUUGAUGGUCAGUCUGUCAUGGUGGAACCAGGAACCACUGUCCUGCAGGCUUGCGAGAAGGUUGGCAUGCAAAUCCCUCGAUUCUGUUACCAUGAAAGGUUGUCUGUUGCUGGAAAUUGCAGGAUGUGUCUGGUAGAGAUUGAGAAAGCUCCAAAGGUAGUUGCUGCUUGUGCUAUGCCUGUUAUGAAGGGCUGGAAUAUCUUGACAAACUCGGAAAAAUCUAAGAAAGCCAGAGAAGGUGUGAUGGAGUUCUUAUUAGCAAAUCACCCAUUGGAUUGUCCUAUUUGUGACCAGGGAGACAUCUGCCCUGUAGGGGCCCUAACCUCUAAGCCUUAUGCCUUUACGGCCCGGCCUUGGGAAACAAGAAAGACAGAGUCCAUAGAUGUAAUGGAUGCAGUGGGAAGUAACAUUGUGGUUAGCACAAGAACUGGAGAGGUAAUGAGGAUUUUGCCAAGAAUGCAUGAAGAUAUUAAUGAAGAAUGGAUCUCUGAUAAAACCAGGUUUGCCUAUGAUGGACUAAAACGUCAAAGACUUACUGAACCAAUGGUCAGAAAUGAAAAAGGGCUUUUAACUUAUACCUCCUGGGAAGAUGCACUCUCUCGUGUAGCUGGAAUGUUACAGAGCUUUGAAGGCAAGGCUGUAGCAGCGAUUGCAGGAGGCUUGGUGGAUGCGGAAGCCCUAGUAGCUCUGAAAGACUUGCUUAAUAAAGUUGACUCUGACAACUUAUGCACUGAAGAGAUCUUCCCCACUGAAGGAGCUGGCACAGAUUUACGUUCCAAUUAUCUUCUCAAUACCACAAUUGCGGGUGUGGAAGAAGCAGAUGUUGUUCUUCUAGUUGGUACAAAUCCACGUUUUGAGGCACCGCUGUUUAAUGCUAGAAUUAGAAAGAGCUGGCUUCAUAAUGACUUAAAAGUGGCCCUCAUAGGUAGCCCAGUCGACCUCACUUACAGAUACGACCAUCUAGGAGACUCUCCUAAGGUUCUGCAAGGCAUCGCUUCAGGGAUGCAUUCAUUCUGCAAGGUUUUAAAGGAAGCUAAAAAACCAAUGGUGGUUUUAGGCAGUUCUGCACUCCAGAGAGAUGAUGGAGCAGCAAUUCUUGCAGCUGUGUCCAAUGUUGUACAAAAUAUUCGAGUGACAACUAGUGUUGCUGCAGAGUGGAAAGUUAUGAAUAUUCUGCACAGGAUUGCAAGCCAGGUAGCUGCUUUGGACCUUGGCUAUAAACCUGGAGUAGAAGCAAUUAGGAAGAACCCUCCUAAAGUGCUGUUUCUUCUGGGAGCAGAUGGAGGUUGCAUCACACGACAGGACUUGCCAAAGGACUGUUUCAUUGUUUAUCAAGGACAUCAUGGUGAUGUUGGUGCUCCCAUAGCUGAUGUUAUUCUCCCAGGGGCUGCUUAUACAGAAAAGUCUGCUACUUAUGUCAAUACUGAGGGCAGAGCUCAACAAACCCAAGUAGCAGUGACACCUCCUGGCUUGGCAAGAGAAGACUGGAAAAUCAUAAGAGCUCUCUCUGAGAUUGCAGGUAUCACCCUUCCAUAUGAUACUCUUGAUCAAGUAAGGAACCGUCUUGAAGAGGUCUCUCCUAAUCUGGUUCGAUAUGAUGAUAUUGAAGAAACUAAUUACUUUCAGCAAGCAAGCGAGCUUGCCAAGCUAGUAAACCAGCAACUUCUUGCUGACCCACUUGUUCCACCUCAGCUAACUAUAAAAGACUUCUAUAUGACAGAUUCAAUUAGCAGAGCCUCACAGACAAUGGCCAAGUGUGUCAAAGCUGUCACAGAGGGUGCUCAGGCAGUAGAGGAGCCGUCCAUAUGCUGAGAUGUCUACCAGGGACCCCGUUUUGCUACAGACAGUAAAUGGACAAUGGUGUAAUCCCUUAUAAGUUAAUGCUUUUCAACAUGAGUCUGAAUGAUGUAAUAUUUAAAGAUAUACUAUGCUUAUCUGAAAACGGUAUUGCACUUAUCAAAAAUCUUGCCAGUUUAAAAUUUAUGUAAUUGUGUGCAAGCAUUAACUAGUUUAAUAAAACUAUCAUUUGUUCUUUCAUGUUAAAAACA